AUGCCACUCCCCCCUCGCUCUUCUACGGCACUCGAACAAUCCAGCAGCCGGUUCCACGAUGUGACGAAUGAACCAUUACUAUGGCGCUACUACUGUCAAUCAUAUUACAAGUCCUGGGAUAAACGACAUGACAUCUCCAGCAAACUUGCGAGCCCAGUGUCUUCUGUCGACUGGAAAGCGCUCUUUGUACUACGAUACCGAGUGGACCUCUCAAUAACCCGACUUCUGGAUAGUAUCCUUGCUAGCCAGACAGGGCGCAUCGAGAAGUUUCGAGCCGUUAUUGAUUUUGGGUACGAUGCGAAGGAUACUCUUCUGCGUCAUUGCCGGGUAGAAUCCGGGGAGGAUCACCUCGCAAGAAGUAUUGCAGUGCCAGAAUGGGUGAAACUUAGGCGCGGAGAGGCGGUGUCACUCGAUCGAGUGUUGGGUGCCUUCGACCUCUUUAUCCCGGAGAGCGGGUACGGGGACCUGGAUGAGAUCAAGAUGGCCCUCGAUCGAAUUGUCUCCCGAUUUCUUGCGUCUCAAUCGGAUGUCUCCCUCACUCCACGUGAGAAGGCUCUAGCCAUUGCGUCCUGGCUACACGCAAACGAUCUAACAGGCAUCAAGCCCGGUCGGGAGUAUCAUUCCCUCGGGCAUAAUUUUUUGGGGAACUGGGUUUGGAUGCCCGCCCUUUGUGGAUUUCCAUUGCAUGUCCAUGUCAUUAUCACUCCCCAGUUGGGCUUUGACAUGGAUGGUAAUGCCUUGGGCAAUAAGAACAUGGGCUUGCCCAUGUAUCUGGAUCCAUUCCGGGGGGCCAGGGAGACUCUGGUCGCCGAUCUACGAGACCAGUUGAGAUUUUUAGGUGCAUCGAACGUGGAAAACUCCACAUUUCUGGGCGAAUCGUUGGCCUCAGAGAUUGUCUUGCGCUGCGGCAAAAAUAUCUUGAACUCCAUCCGUUCUGUGUCCCAUCAGUCCAAUACACAUUUCACGUCGGUGGAUAUCGUGAGCGCAAGGUAUGCCGCUCUUUGGUCGUCCAUUUUGCUCUCAGGUGAUUCACGACCGAUCGAGCUUCGCCAUCAGUUGCCAUGGUUAAUGGAAUUAUUUGCUACCGACUUUCCAUCCGAUAUCUUCCUUGUGGAGCAGUACAUUGUUCCCCUUUUCCAUGACCUGUUUGAGUAUGAGCACAUCUUGAAGACCCUCCACGUUAUGCGGGCAGCGGAUAAGAUACCAAAGCAAGUCCGGCGGCGUACUGGGGAGAACAGCAAUAUCCGUUACAGGGUGGGCCAGGUUUUUCGACACCGUCGAUAUCAUUACCACGCUAUUAUCACUGGGUGGGACUCCGAGUGCGGUGCAGGCGAGCAGUGGAUGAGAAGAAUGGGCAUUGAUCGCUUGCAAGCCGGCCGACAUCAGAGUUUCUACCAUGUCCUUGUUGAGGAUCGAAGUGUUCGAUAUGUGGCAGAGGAGAAUAUCCAACUCACCGUACCCCACCUUGCAGAGCUACCACACAACCUGACUGCCAUCGCUGGUAAGCAUUUUAAGCGAUGGGAUCAGGAGGUUCGGGCAUUUGUGAGUAAUGUGAGGGAUGAAUACCCAGAUGAUUAG
Molecule: messenger RNA, 1578 nt
Organism: Penicillium alfredii
Lineage: Eukaryota; Fungi; Ascomycota; Eurotiomycetes; Eurotiales; Aspergillaceae
Exons: 5
Coding region: 1-1578 (525 amino acids)
Molecular function (GO): DNA binding; protein binding
Source: RefSeq, a predicted model, not a curated record